GGUUCUGCAGCACAAAGCAACAUGCAACGUGCUAUGUUAAAAUGGAAUGGUGUACCUACCAAAGUGAUUACAGAAGGUUGCUGGGUAGAAGAAGGUCUUUCGCAGUAUGCUAAAAAAGAUAUAGUGAUUGUUAUUACUGGUAAUCCUAGCGUUCCUGAACUUUAUGAAGGAUUUGUAAACACUAUAAAAUCAAGACUUCUUCCUACUGAAGUACCUAUUUGGGUGGUUGCACAUGCAGGACAUAUACAACCACCGAGUAAUUUGGCAUUUACCAUGCCAAGUGAUUCAGCAUGGAACGAACAUUAUGGUUUAAUAGCACAAGUGCAACAUAAGACGGAUUUCAUAAAGAAGUAUGUACCAGAAGAUGCAAGGCUGCAUCUUAUAGGUCAUUCAAUAGGAUGUUGGAUAAUCUUAAAUAUGUUAAAAGAAGAUUCCAUUGCUAAAAAAGUAACAAAAUGUUAUCUGUUGUUUCCAACGAUAGAACGUAUGGCUGCAAGUAAAAAUGGAUGGUUUUUCACUACAAUUGUAUCACAUAUUAUAUUCCUCCUAACAUUUCUUAGUUGGAUUUUUUCAUGCCUUCCAAACAGUUUACAAGGUUGUAUCUUCAGUGUAUUAGGACCAUUCUGUGGAAUUCCUGCAAAGUAUACUAAAUCAAUGCUUCAAAUUUUAAAUCCUCAUAGUAUCAACAGAAUAUUGAAGCUAGCAGAUGAAGAAAUGAGAUUAGUAAAAGAGCGAGAUGAUGCUAUAAUUUCAAAAUAUUCUGAAAAAUUAUGGUUUUAUUAUGGCAACUGUGAUGGGUGGACUCCAGUCAAAUAUUAUAAUGAUAUGAAAUCUAAACAUCCUUAUAUAAAUGCAGAACUUUGUAAGCAUGGUUAUGAUCAUUCUUUUGUAUUUCAGUAUGACAAAGAAAUGGGUAAAAUUGUUGGGGAUAUAAUUAACGAAAAUAUAUCAUGA
Molecule: messenger RNA, 954 nt
Organism: Habropoda laboriosa
Lineage: Eukaryota; Metazoa; Arthropoda; Insecta; Hymenoptera; Apidae
Gene: sturkopf
Product: lipid droplet-associated hydrolase
Exons: 4
Coding region: 22-954 (310 amino acids)
Biological process (GO): lipid storage
Cellular component (GO): lipid droplet
Molecular function (GO): lipase activity
Source: RefSeq, a predicted model, not a curated record